UGCGUAGCGACGGGGAGGCAGCGGCAGCAGCAGUGGGCGGGUUGUGUCCCUCUUUCUUGUCUCUGUUUUUCUCCCUCCUGGCGGCGGCGAUGCAGCCCGCUUCAUGACUGUGUCCGCCUCGCCCCGCUCUUACCAUGCAGCAGCAGUGAUGGCAACGGCUACCCCGCGGAAUCCCGGAGGUAGGCCGAGCGGCCGGGCCGUGCUGCUCGGAGCUCUGGCGCUGCUCCUCAGCCCGGCAGCUGGAAUCUGCCCCAAAAAACUGGACUGCACCAUUAAACGACGGGAAUUUUGCACGCUUGGAUUGGAUAGGUGUGGGCCAUGUCUUUCUCAGUUUGUUGAAGAUGAGAAAGGAAACUGUGUAGAGAAGCAUGGGAUGCAUCACGGAGCCUCAGAUAUCGAUGGUGAUAUUGAUUACAUAGCAUCACUCUUAGCCAAAAAAGAUGAUGUGCAACAUAGACUACAACUGGCUGCAGAGACUGGUAAGGAUAAAUCUGUGGAACUACAAGAUGAAUCAAGAGGUGUUCGUGCAGACAUACCAUCCAAUAAAGAUACGUCAUCAUCUACAACAAGCAUACCCCCAAACACUCCUGAUGAAGUGGCAGCAAUAAAGAGUGUUCCAAAGAAAGCUGUUCCCUUCACCGAUGCCAUCCUGCUCACUUUGAUCAUUGUGUGCACAGUGGCAGGGGUCUCUGGAUUGAUCAUUGCUGGCAUCUGCUGGUACAGAUUACAGAAAGAGGUGAGGUUAACUCAGAAAGCAGACUAUCCAGGCUAUGGUAUAAUUGGAUCCAAUGCUCAAUCUGAGAAACCCCUGAGUGGCGACAAGAAGCUGGCACAGAGUGCCCAGAUGUACCACUACCAACAUCAGAAGCAACAGAUGCUAUCGAUGGAGAAAAAUAAAGAUGAAUCCAAAGUAGCUGAGUCAGCAACCGAAUCUGAGGGAGAAAAUGAAGAUGGGGAUUUCACGGUCUAUGAAUGUCCAGGACUGGCUCCAACAGGGGAGAUGGAGGUCAAGAACCCGCUUUUUGAUGACUCAUCUCUACAUCAUCCGCCCUCCCAGUAACUAGGCAUCCUGGUAUCUCUCUGGACUAUAAGACUUCAAGAAGGGAGAAUUAUCUGCAGUUACAAGAGAUCAUUCAACUGUGCACCAAAGGACAGUCUGCAUCUCCAGUGGUCUCUUACAUUCUGUUUCUGACUAUUGAGGGAAUUCAUCCACUACCCCAAUCCCAACCCUGGUGGUAUAGUGCACUCUAUAAUGGUCCUUAACCUCAAAUCCCACCCUACUGCCUCAAACACACAUUUUUAGCUUCCUGAACAUGACUUGCUGGGCAGUGCAAUUGGAGGUUAUGUUGCAUUUUCUUGUUUUCCUGGGUUCAUCUUUUGAAAGACUUGCCAUGUACGACGGAAGGAUAAUGGCUGGAAGGAAAGAUAUUAAGGUGACCAUUGAACGCUGUUGCUGCUCUGUGAUUUGCACACAGCCUGUUUUGUAUGGGACGUGUGCCACAGGCAAACCUGGUACAAGCUUGCCCAUACAACCAAUUUCCCCACUUUCCUGAUUGUGGUUUGGUGUGAUGCAAUUCUCAAUCUGACCAGAAAGUAAUCAUUGAAAGUGUGUGAGACUGACAACAGGAUUGUCUGCAAUGGAGUGGGGUUUACUGUGCUUAAUUUGUAGUGAUUAACUGGAAUUGCUAAAUGCAACUUCAUCUUUAGGGGGAAGGGUUGAUAUUUCAUUCUUUCAAACUAAUCUGGGGUAUUCACAGCAGCAGUAGUGUAAAAGUUGAAGCUGCCAUUUAUUUUCCAUUGCAGUAACCAAACACACGGUAUGAUAAAUAUGUGUUGUCAGAACGUGUUGAGCUAGCAACUGUCUUGAGCGAUGAUGAAAGUAACUCAACGGGGCAUUUAUCAAGCAUUAAUUUUGAGCAUCUCUCAUCUUGGAAUACGACUCGACAAUUCUACGGAGGUUUCUAAAUUAUUUUCCUAAAUCAUUUCAGCUGCCUAGUAAGAAGGAUUUAAAAAGCCAAGGCUUUGCUUUUGGAAUAAAAUAAAAUCAUGGUGGGAUUGGCAGGGUUGAUGAAGCAGCACACUUGAACUGACUGCACACCCUAACCACCUCAGUUUAUGUAUGUGAGGUUUUAACCAGUGACUAAGUGCCAGCUCUUUAUUGUCACCAUUGUAGGAUGGUUCAAAUCUAUCACUGUAGUGAGGAGCUAUUGUUUGCCAACUUAGCCAGCUUUCUUACUCCUACCCAUUCCCUGUCUACAAAGUGCAAUAUUUUGCCUUAUUAGAAGUAUGCCUGAAUUAUACAAUAUAUUCAUCCAUGAGUUGGGUGACUGACACCAAACACAGUCCCUAGUUUAAUCAAAAGUGUCACCAUCUUUAGAGUUACAUAUUGCACUCUGUGACUACUAGUAAGAAUCAGGCUUGUCAGGCUGGCCAUGGUUGUGGUAGUAUGAAAAACCUACAGAUUGAGUUCAAAUCCCAAUAUAACAGGCUAUGAAAUUGAAUUGAAUUCAAUCUUGUGGGGUAAAGAUCAGGAAAAAAUGAUAUAGAUUGUUCAGCCUGCCUGUUUUGCCCAACGUGUUACUCGAGGUCACAGUACAUGGUUGACUCUUAAUGCCCUCGCAAGUAGCUUAGCAAGCCAUAUGUUCAAGAAAGUAGCAUACCAGCCACCACCUCAUGGCACUGACGGAAUGGGGGGACAAGUGUGGCUUUGCCAGCAUCCCAAGGACAAGUUUUUUUUAAAAAAAAAAGACUCCACCUGUCCCCAUGUUAGUGCUUGCUAACCAAUUUGAACAGUGUAUAAAAUAGAUUCGUUGAAGCUGUAGAGACCACAACCCCUUUCCCCUCCGCCUCAAAUCCCACUCGCCUAGCUGAAGUUUUGUACCUGGAAGUGGGGUAUCCCGGAAAUGGAUAUGCAUUGUACCUCAAUUAUGCAGUAACAGAUGAAAAGGCCUUUGUUUCUCAAACUGGGGAAAGGAGAACUUUGUAUAAUAGUCAUACAAUUGCCUUGGUAACUGAUGACCUUGUGUAAAUGUAAAGUAACAGAAACAUGUUGGGCGAGAUGUUAAAAAGGAAAUAAGGGUUAAAUCUAGAUUGUAUGAAUUGAUGGGAACAGAUUUUAAUCUAAUUAAGAACAUUUAUGAAGUAAUUUAGAUGCAAGUUCAUAGAAACUAGCUUAACACUUAGAUUUUGUUUAUGGACUUUAACUGAGAAGUUUUAUUUCUAAGAUUUAAUUUUAGAGAGCUUUAUUUUAAAGGGACUUUAUUCAUAAUGCUCCACCAGUUGGCAAUGCUUUAAUAUUGAAUGUUGUAGCAGUGAGUUAAUUUCAAGGUAUUUUGUGUUCUGCAUACUUUGUACAGGCUCCACAAUGUACAGAGCCCACUGCAAGAGCCGGGAUAACCCCACUGGUUCAGUCAGUUUCUGACAAUUACAGGAGCCUGUCUAUAACCCAAAGCUGGACCUACUCACUGUAUUUAUUAAUUCUGAUUCUGCUGGAAAGGUCAGUUUAAUCCUAAACAAGUGGUUUAAACUAUCAACGGGAAAAAUAUUGAAUAUUUUGUGCUGAAUCCAUUCUAUGAAUUAAAAUCAAAACAGAAAAUUAUGGAAAUGCAGAACUAAUGAUCAACAUCUGAGGGGGGGAAAGAGGUAAACGAUUAAGUUUAAAAGCAAAAAACUGCGGAUGCUGGAAAUCCAAAACAAAAAUAAAAAUACCUGGAAAAACUCAGCAGGUCUGGCAGCA
Molecule: messenger RNA, 3736 nt
Organism: Carcharodon carcharias (great white shark)
Lineage: Eukaryota; Metazoa; Chordata; Chondrichthyes; Lamniformes; Lamnidae
Product: neural proliferation differentiation and control protein 1-like
Exons: 9
Coding region: 104-1060 (318 amino acids)
Cellular component (GO): membrane
Source: RefSeq, a predicted model, not a curated record